AUGGCGGGGGAAGAGACGGCGGGACAGCAGGCGCAGGGGCAGCAGACGCAGGGGCAAGAGGCGGAGGGGCAAGAGGCGGGUGGGGAAGAGACGGGUGGGGAAGAGGCGGGUGGGGAAGAGGCGGGUGGGGAAGAGGCGGGUGGGGAAGAGACGGGUGGGGAAGAGACGGGUGGGGAAGAGGUGGGUGGGGAAGAGACGGGUGUGGAAGAGGGGGUUGGGGAAGAGGGGGUUGGGGAAGACUCGGAUGGGGAAGAGACGGAUGGGCCAAAGGCGCCGGUGGCUAAGCAGGUACGCUACUACACCAGUAACAGUCAGCUGUCAAGUGCUGUUGAAGGGGGCAGGUUGCUUGAACGUGUGUCGGUCAGUGCCGACAUGCACGACUUCUAG
Messenger RNA from Closterium sp. Naga37s-1, 387 nucleotides. NCBI's taxonomy places the organism in Eukaryota, Viridiplantae, Streptophyta, Zygnematophyceae, Desmidiales, Closteriaceae. The record is from the annotation of a GenBank genome assembly.